Molecule: messenger RNA, 4781 nt
Organism: Thunnus maccoyii (southern bluefin tuna)
Lineage: Eukaryota; Metazoa; Chordata; Actinopteri; Scombriformes; Scombridae
Gene: mbnl3
Product: muscleblind-like splicing regulator 3
Exons: 7
Coding region: 1202-2344 (380 amino acids)
Molecular function (GO): metal ion binding
Source: RefSeq, a predicted model, not a curated record
GACGUCUCUGUCCUGCCUGCAAUCUCGCUCCAUCCCCUCUCUCUCUCUCUCUCUCUCUCUCCCUCCCUCUCUCUCUCUCUCUGUUGUAUCACUUAAUCAAGACAUAGCUUGCCCUUUCCUGUUCAUUGCUGCCUCACUCCCUCCCGUAUGCUCUGCUCCCUUAUUUGUUUGUCCUCGCUCUAUUCUCUUUGGCUUGUUCCCUUCCUCCCUCCUGCCUCGUGGUCCUCAUCACCCUCCGUUUAGCCUUGAAACAAGCUCCACACAAGCAGGGGUUUGGCAACAAGCAAGGACAUGCUGAAGAGAGGUCAGUGAGGAGGAGGAUGACAACAGAAGAAUAAGGGAAGGAGAGAUGAGAAAGAGGCUGAAGUAAGAGGAAGAAGUGGAACUCCAAAGUGCCUACUGCGAGGGGGUCGUCUGCUGCUGUUUAGCUGCUGCGCUGCUGUCUUCUCCUGGAUGAGAGCAGGACGGAGCCCAGUGUGUGUUUGGCCCUGAAUGGAGGCUAUAUUUUAUCCUGACAGCCACAGAGUCAUCCAUCCCAUGCUGCUGAGCUGCAGUCCCCGCAUACCCUGAGCUGAGCCGCCGCCUCGUCUCAUCAGUGCAAGGACGCCAUCCUUAUAAGGUUCUGCUUUUUUUUCUUUCCUUUUAGUUUGUCAAGCAGUCAAAAGAUAACUAGUACUACAGCAACUGCCACAGCCUUGGCCAUGUUGACGUGAAUGUAACAGUGACUUACGGUGGGUGUCAGUUGAUCCGGUGGCCAGGUGAAGGCGCAGGCACUCGGAGGCAGGGCAGAGGGCUAUAGACAGAGUUGUCUCGUGCCUCCCUCUCCUUGAACAGUGUCUGUCUCAGCGACAUAUCCAAGCAUGCCAGGAGCAAUGUCCUCAGAGUAGUGUCUGUUUUUUCUCCUUUUUCUUUUUUUUCGAGACAGAGCUGGCCUCUGCUUACAGUCAACCCAAUCUAUCUCACCCUAGAGAAACUUCAGCUGCCACUUUUCCCAGGAAGAACUAAUAAACAUCCCCUAAAAUACCCCCAACCAAAAGGACUAGCUGCCUGUUUGUGCUGAAGAAACAUUUGAAAAUAUUUUUACUUCUAUUUCCUUCUCUGUUUUACUGGGGAUUUUUUCCCCUUGCGUCACUAUUAGUCACCCUCAUCAGACAGUUUUCUGUACGUCUGCCCCCCCACCGCUGCUCAGUGUUUGUCUGUGAUGGCUGUCAGCAUGACCAUGGGACGGGACACCAAAUGGCUGACCCUGGAAGUGUGUCGUGAGUUUCAGAGAGGCACCUGCUCGCGGCCUGACGCCGAGUGCAAGUUCGCCCACCCCUCCCGGAGCUGCCAUGUGGAGAAUGGCCGAGUCAUCGCCUGCUUUGACUCACUCAAGGGGCGCUGCACACGUGAGAACUGUAAAUACCUGCACCCACCUCCACACCUGAAAACCCAGCUGGAGAUUAACGGGAGGAACAAUCUGAUCCAACAGAAGGCCGCAGCCGCCAUGUUGGCUCAACAGAUGCAGUUCAUGCUGCCUGGAGCACAGCUGCAGCCCAUAACAACAUUCCCAGUGACGCCCUCCCUGGCAACGAGUCCCAGUAUGGCUUUCAGUCCAUAUCUGAGCCACAUGGGCCCAGGCAUGGGCUUGAUGCCUGAGCUGCUGCCCAGUACUCCCCUGUUGGUCCCCGGGAGUCCCACCGGCCUAGCAGCCAUGGGCAACGGCACCUCCGCACAAAAACAUGUGCGCACAGACAAGCUGGAGGUUUGUCGAGAAUUCCAGCGCGGUAACUGCACGCGGGGUGAGAGCGACUGCCGCUACGCUCACCCCCUGGAGGCUGGCAUGGUGGACUGCAGCGAGAACUCGGUGAUUGUCUGCAUGGACUACAUCAAGGGCCGCUGCAGCCGAGAUAAGUGCAAGUACUUCCAUCCCCCCGCUCACCUGCAGGCCAGGAUCAAGGCUGCGCAGCAUCAAGCCAGUCAAAACACUGCGUCCGCAGCCCUGGGUCUGCCACCAGCGGCCAUGCAGUCGCUACCAAAGAGGCCGAUCUUAGAGAAGAGCAACGGAGCUGCUGCCACUGUCUUUAACCCCAGCAUGUUCCACUACCAGCAAGCCCUGGCUAACAUGCAGCUCCAACAACCAGCCUUUAUCCCCACUGAGCUUAGAAAACCCUCGGCCCCGCUGGCAGCGGAGGGCCGCUGGGAAAAGCGGGAGUGGAGCAGUAGUAGGCAAAACCCCAGCUGCUUCCUGUCAGUGCCUGGACUCCGUGGUGAGGGGACUCCCUGUAGGCUCUCUCCUCCCAGACUCCACCUGUACAAGCCCCCUACAAACACCCCAAAACUAAGCUAUAGAGGGACCGACUGAGCACAGAAGUGUAGCGCAGCAUUUCCCAGUUUUAUUAAAGUUGUGCAAUGUAAAUAUUCACAAAAUUGAUUGUAAAAAUAUCCAAAUAAAUUGUAUUUUCAUUGUAGAAAACGUGGUGGUUGUUAGUGCAGAUACUGUUGAGCAAACAAUUCACUCAUUUUGUUAUUUUUGUAGAUGUCAGUUUAGUAGAUUUAGUACUAUACAGACCUUUUAUCUCUGAUAAUAUUGUUCAGAAAUUCUAUUAUUUACUACUGAAAUAUUAUUAACUAUGACUUCAGAUUCAGAAAGCUACAGUUAUGCCUUUACACAAACACACAGAGAAAGAUAUAGUGUCAGGUAUGCUUAAGAUGGUCAGAUCGUAAAAGGCUUCUGAGGAGGUAUCAUCGUCUGUGUGUGUGUGCGUGUGUGUGUGUGUUUGUGUGUGUGUGCGCAUGAGACCACCUCUUUUUAUGCAUGCCCUGACUUGUCCUUGUGUUCUUCAUUCAUACCCCAUUCACCACUUCUGCAUGCUGAUAUUAUGAUGGUAAUAUUAUACAGUAUAAGCAAAAAAAACGUAGGUAGCAGAAAAAGGAAAAACGUUUCAUGUAGGAUUCACUCCUGCUGUUCUAAGUUACGACUAAAUAAUUUUCCAGGAUUUGUUUUGCUGUUUGUGAGAAGAGAAAAUAUUUGCAGUUGUUGUGAUUGUUGUCCAACAAUCUGGACUCUGAUUUCAUUCAGUCACGUAUCUUCUUUUUUUUUUAACACUGUUUUUAUUGUGCUUUUAACAAUUAAAACUUGUAAAACACAACCAUCCACAUAAGAAACCAUAAAAAGUAUUUUGUAUUUGUAAUAAAACAGUAUAUGUUAUAUAAUACAAAUAUAAAAUACACAGAAGAGAUUUUGAGUCUCACCAACAAACAGAAAAAUAAAACAAUGAUUUUUUUAAGAAGGUGAAUGUCUAUAACAUCUGUCAAUAAACACAUUAGUGUAUCUAUAGAGGGUCUCUCUGUAUUCUGUUUCUAUAAUCAAGUGGAGCUGAUGUAAAGAGUAAGUGGGUAACUAGUAGUGAAGAUGCUGGUGUUCAUAUUUAAUAUUUCAGUUUCUGGUCUGGUUGAAGUCAUUUAUAAAAGGCGACUAUGUUGUGGAGAACUCACCCUCCUGUCUUUGUAAUGAAAAUGUUAUUUUCUCUAAAUCUAAAUGCGUCAUCACUUCUCUCAUCCAGUUCUCAUGAGUAGGGGCUGUUGCCUGCUUCCAGUUGAGUAGUAUUAUUAAUAUUAUUGAUAUUAUUAAUAUUAUUGAUAUUAUUAAUAUUAAUCUAAGUGCCAGCAGACUGACAAGUGUUAUCACAUUGCACUCUCGACUAGCUUUCUCGUCACAUUUCUAUAUUAAAAUAAGAACGGUCAAAGAGGCUGAGACUGACACAUCCUGAUUUUUAAUUCCUGGUAUGGAUCCUGCAUUUCUCAUAUUUAACUUAAGCAAUAUAAGCAUAUUUUCAUUAAACCCUCCAUGUCUGAUAAAUGUACACAUCCUGCACAUCCUCCAGUUUGUUACUCAAACUUUCUGUUCUACGUUUUCAGCCUCCAAGCUGAAAUAACCCUGAUGACGUCAUCACGGUUAUCUUCUCUCUCUUUUUUCACAGGUUGAGUUACUUGUGAGCUGAUUUUAAUGUGUAAAAUUGCCUCUUUAAUUUGUCCCAAAAUUAAACAAAAAACCUGUUUUGGAUAGCAACGAAAGAUAUGAUGCAAAUCACAGGAGCAUAAAGUUAUACAAAACUUUUAUACUGUAAUUAAUGUGUCCGUGUUGUCUUUGUUUAAAUGACAUUUAUGUGUUGAAUGUAAAGUUUAGCUUUUGAAACAGUCACUAAAUCAGACACAAUCACAAACUAACGGUGAAAAUAAGUUAUUUUUAUCUGCAGAUUUUAACCAAUAUGAUUCAACUUAAUCAUUUUGCUCAUCGUGCUCGAUUAUUUGAAAACAUAAAUGUAGGAGAAAGAUGAACUAGUGUCAUGUUAUAGUUUUUUGUUCUUCCUUGUAGAGCUGAAACAUUACAUCGAUUAAUCAUAAAAAUAAUAGAUUGAUCGAUAAUGAAAAUAAGUUGUUUUAUUGAUCAUUUGCUCUCUUCAUACACAUGCCUCGUCCAUCCGAAUACAAUUAUCAGAUACUCCGGUCUGAUCAGAUUGUAUGACUGUGUAUUGCCUUGUUUGGUUAACUACCAUGUGUUGGUGAACGAUGCAUUUCCUUUUAUUUAUUUUCUAACUGGUUUGGCUGAUUAAAUAUGUAUUUUUCUUUAUCUCUUAUUUCAUUUGCAUGUGUCUCGGUACUUGUUCAAAUUCAUCCUGGCAAUAUCACUUGACCUGUGCCAUGACUUUUGAACCUACACAUUUUGCCAUGGUAACCAUAUCAUUCCUGUUCCCCCCCUCCUCCUCCUCCCCGCCCACAUCCUCGUCCUCUGUCUUUCG